AUGUCGAAGUACCUGUUCAACUACAAAGACCAGCUGAUAAAGUUAUCCCUGAAGUCGUCAAAGACACUGUACAGACUGAAUUACAAUUACCAUAACCCUGAGGAUGCCGAAGGCUCAAAUUACAAGGACACUAACAAGUACAGUGACCACAUGGACAUUGUAAAUAAUUAUGUGCUGAGUAACUUCAAUAACUCGUUCUAUAAGCUGUGGUCAUAUCUGAACUGUAACUAUAAGCUAUACUCACUUUACUCUAACAACUGUAACAUAAACCCCUACUACAACAACGCCUCGCCGAGUAUUAAUAACGUGUCUGAAGCAGAUAACACAGGUGAGUCGGAUAACGCAUACUUUGACGAAACUGACGAUUAUAACCACUUGUUCAACCUGCUGGACGAUUACCAGAUAAUCAACUACGAUAACCUGUUAAUACCCAUGAUUCUACCCCUGAAGCUCAUUUUCUUCAAGUUAUACUACUACUCAAGUCACCAGAUUUAUUUAAACAACUUGGUGGAAACCGCUAAUAGGGACGAGAGUGACAUGGUGCUCAAGAGGAUCGUGGAUAAUCUUAGGAAGAUCAGGUUCAUCUCACUCCAUAACGCAAAGGGGAGAACUCUAAGCACCUUCUACUCCAUGUCAAACAUUACCAUGAAUGAGCAUUUGAACCAUUUGUCACUCCAGCUGCUUCUGGAACCAGUCAAGAGUGAUUUGUACCUACUGACUGAGCUUAAUACAAAUUUGUGCCCGUACCAGCUGAACAAGAACAUAACUACAAACGUGCUUAAUCUGUUAAUUCGGUAUAAUAAUUUACACAAACAGGGGAAAUUGGAUAAUAAUGACGCGGACAACAACUGGGUCAUUCUCUUAAGGCUUCUUAGGUACCUGAACACCUACUCAAAGUCUCAUGUCGAAGAAGCGUUUAAUAUUAGACAGGACCACUUUACUUUAUCUGAGAAGCUCCAAAUGCUCCUAAAGAUUAAGGAUAGUAAUAAUUCAGGCGGUAUUGAGCCUCACCCAAUUUUCCCAAUUUACGCAAUCGCCCACGGCUCAAGUAAUGAUAAAGCUCAGCCAUCAUACUCAGUCUCACUUCAGCACACGUCCACACUCUCCAACGAGUUCAUGUUCACCAAAAAUGAAAUUCUACUCAAUAACCUCAUUAACAUCUACAACGUCUCAACGUUACAACUCACCACCUUUCACUCAAGCAAUUUGUUUGGAGAUUUGCUGAGUAUAUCUUGGUCCGGUGAUUCACUGUGUUUAUACGACAAGUUUGGCUGGGCAAUGAUUUAUUACAUGAAGAACCUGGUAUACCUGACUAAUACAGUUCCUUCAAAGAAUGGAAAGAGUGAGAAGGACCAGGUGGCAAAUAGUGUCCCGACGAUUUGCUUCAAGACACACUUGACAUCAAAUUACAUGUCUUGGCUGGGAGAAUACUACGUACUGACAAUGGGUAAUGGAAUCCUAGAGGAAUCCAUAGAACGGGACAUCAUUUUCAUUAAUCUCACACUGGUUAAUGGUAGAGAACUUAAGAAGGAGUUAAAUUCACAAGAACCACAAGCUGAUCAGCCAAAUUCUGUUGAUACAAAUGGCGAUUUCGCCGUGUCAAACACCAAUCCCACCACUGAAAAUUCCAAUUUUGGGGAUCCUAAUAAUGGAAAUUCCAAUUUUGGGAAUUCCAGUGUUGAAAAUCCUAAUAAUGCAAAUUCCAACCCUGAAAGUUCAAGUAAUUCCGAGUUGAAAUCGGUGGGAAGAGAUGUGAUUAGUGGCAAGAGUUUGAAGACCUUUUCAGAGAACAGCGUGCCGUGUAUAUGCAUUUGGAACCUUGUGGAAUACAGCAACAACAACAUCCCAAAGAUUAAAAUAGUCUUGUCAUUUAUACACCCAGACGCGAGGGAACCUAAGGAUAAGGAGGAAACACCAAAAGUGACCAGCGUUUUACCGAUUAAAAACGACACGGUGACAAACGGCUCAAAGGAGGUUCAACUCGAGUAUGACCUGUUGUUGUUUGACUCAAUGGGCGUUUUGAGGGUUUUCAGCGUAACUGACAUGGACAUUGUCUUCACCCACGCACUGGAAAACACAGCGAUAAUCGCCACAUUCAUGCUCCUAAACGGGAACAUAGUCACCGUGACUGAGGACAGUAAGAUCAAGGUGUACAAACUCACGAGUUUAUACUCGAAACCUAAACUCAUAUUUGACACCGUUUCAAUAGUGAAACAGCCCCGCAGCGUAGUCAGCUCAACUUCAUUUGUCUCGAGCAUUGGAGAGUUUAUCUCACAAAAAUUCUCACGAGAGAAGCCGCAACCACCCCAACAACCCUUGAAAAUUAUAAAUGUUAAACUCUACAGCAGGCAAUUCAUUGCAAUUGUGUACUCUGACGAACAAGUCUCAACCACUCAACUACCAAACUUUGCCGUUUACUGAUUUUAAAAAUCAUAAUUUUAUCCUCUCA
Theileria parva strain Muguga is the source of this 2449-nucleotide messenger RNA. RefSeq lists its product as uncharacterized. The transcript has 2 exons. Bases 1 to 2421 code for a protein of 806 amino acids. The record is from RefSeq and is a predicted model, not a curated record. NCBI's taxonomy places the organism in Eukaryota, Apicomplexa, Aconoidasida, Piroplasmida, Theileriidae.